AUGGUUUCUGUGCGUCAGACAGAAGCUCCCCAGAGCCAAUACCACACCUGUGUCGGGCGCGUCGCCACCGGUCAAGCCGCCAAUCUUCCACCCAGCAACCUCCGAAGCCCAGCCGCCGGACAUGGACCGCCGGCCAUGGCCAUGAAGAAGGGUACCUUCUGGCCGCAGGGCUCCCACAUCAAGGUCGGCUUCAUGGGCGACACCGCCACCAGCAAAGAUGCCACCGACUUCGUCAAGGCCAAGGUGCAGGAGAAGGCCAAGAUCUGGGAGACGUACGCCAACAUCGUGUUCGACUUCGUCGACAUGUCGGAAAAUCCCGCCAUCCGGGUGUCCUUCGGCCCCGACGGCGGGUCUUGGAGCUACAUAGGGACGGAGUGCAAGGGCAUCGACGCCUCCCAGCCGACCAUGAACUACGGGUGGUUCAACGACCAGACCGAGGACGACGAGUUUGAGCGGGUGGCCGUCCACGAGUUCGGGCACGCCCUCGGCUGCACGCACGAACUGCAGAGUCCGUCGGCCGAUGCCAUUGUCUGGAACCGGCAAGCCGUGUACGACUACUACCAGCGGACGAACGGAUGGUCUACACAGGAGGUGGACGCGCAGGUCCUGACCCCGGACAAUCCCAACGACGACAUCGACAGCAUGUUUGAUCCCACCUCCAUCAUGUGCUAUCCGAUUCCGGCGGGCCUGGCCAACAUUGUCGUUGGCUGGAACAAGCAUCUUUCUCCCAUGGACGAAGACUUCAUUGCAUCGGUCUACCCCAAGCAGACCAACGACGCCGGCAGUUUCUCGACCGACGACCUGGAGAAGAAGCUGCCGCCCAACAACGUGAACGCGCUGCAAGUGUCCUUCACCCGGCCGUACAAGACCGAGCCGAAGUUCGCGUACGGCCUCAGCGGCGUCGACAUGAGCGGCGCCUACAACCUGCGCCUCGCCGCGCGCAUCGACGAGGUCAACCGGGAGAGCUUCAAGGUCCACGCGGACACGUGGAACGACAGCCAACUCACCGCGGCCAGCGUGGCGUGGAUGGAAGUCAUCGACCCGACGAAGCACCAGGUCGGCGUCUUCGACACCAAGGAGUACGCGUCGCCGGAGACGCCCCUCUCGACGGUGACAGAGCACGUCCAGUUCCCCAAGGCGUUCAGCGCGACGCCCGUCGUGUUCCUCUUCCUCAAGGGCUUCGACCUGUCCAAGGACCACCCGUGGACCAUCGCCACCGCGGCCUCCAACAUCUCUCAAUCCGGCUUCGACGUCACGGUCAAGGCGCAGGGGAACACCCAGUGCUUCGGCGCCCAGGUGACGUGGAUCGCCUUCCCUGCAUACCUGCCCGCGAUCUGCGGCGGCGCCGUCGUGGCGGGUGCCGGGCAGGAGUCCGGGCAGGUCACGUUCCCCAAGGGCAAAUUCGCGGCGGGCGCGCCGCCGAGCCGCGUGAUGCUCACGCUGAACGGGUUCGACGUGGAGAAUGGCCAGGACAUGAAGAUCAAGACGUACGCGGACGGCAUCACCGAGGAGGGCUUCACGUGGCACGCCGAGAGCUGGGGGGGCAGCUCGUUCAGCGGGGCGUUGUCGUGGGUCGCCUCAUAGAAAGUGUGUAACAAACACUUGACACCUGCAAAGAGACCAAAUCUGGGCGGGCGAGAAGAGGCGAUCGUCGCUCGUGGAACUAACUAGCUCACUCCUUUUUCGCGGUCCCAAUAUUGUUUUUUUGUAGGGCGUGAGAGUAGCCUGGUACCUGGUACCUGAACAGAGAUGUGGCCCAAGGGCCCUGGCUGACAACACUGGAGAAGAAUAGUCCCGUCAUAGUUUAUUGACUUC
Cladophialophora immunda is the source of this 1815-nucleotide messenger RNA. RefSeq lists its product as uncharacterized. The record is from RefSeq and is a predicted model, not a curated record. Gene Ontology annotation, cellular component: phagocytic vesicle; protein complex involved in cell adhesion; cell surface. Gene Ontology annotation, molecular function: polysaccharide binding; oligosaccharide binding; zinc ion binding. Lineage: Eukaryota; Fungi; Ascomycota; Eurotiomycetes; Chaetothyriales; Herpotrichiellaceae. Gene Ontology annotation, biological process: cell-cell adhesion; proteolysis. The transcript is spliced from 2 exons. Bases 1 to 1584 code for a protein of 527 amino acids.